This is a messenger RNA of Penicillium pulvis, 765 nucleotides long. RefSeq names its product Arf family GTPase SAR1 (gene sar1). The transcript has 5 exons. NCBI's taxonomy places the organism in Eukaryota, Fungi, Ascomycota, Eurotiomycetes, Eurotiales, Aspergillaceae. Gene Ontology annotation, cellular component: endoplasmic reticulum exit site; COPII vesicle coat. The record is from RefSeq and is a predicted model, not a curated record. The coding region runs from base 153 to 722 and encodes 189 amino acids. Gene Ontology annotation, molecular function: GTP binding; GTPase activity. Gene Ontology annotation, biological process: intracellular protein transport; endoplasmic reticulum to Golgi vesicle-mediated transport; membrane organization.
GAGAUUUGGCCGAUCCCGAAAACAACAUCAACCUGUCUUCUCUUCUCUUCCCCCUCCAUCCACCUCGUCACCCUCUCGUCUGCGAUAUUGUGCAUUCGCAUUCCUCGAUUCGAUAAAGUCACACACACACCUCACAUUUCUCCAGUUUCGCUAUGUGGAUUAUUAACUGGUUCUACGAUGUGCUCGCCUCUCUUGGCCUGCUCAACAAGCACGCUAAGCUUCUUUUCCUCGGUUUGGACAAUGCCGGAAAGACCACCCUGCUCCACAUGUUGAAGAACGACCGUGUUGCUGUCCUCUCGCCGACUGCGCACCCCACCUCUGAGGAGCUGGCUAUUGGCAACAACCGUUUCACUACCUUCGAUCUGGGUGGUCACCAGCAGGCUCGCCGUCUGUGGAAGGACUACUUCCCCGAGGUCAGCGGUAUCGUCUUCCUUGUCGAUGCCAAGGAUUACGAGCGUUUCCCCGAGUCCAAGGCUGAGCUCGACGCUCUCCUCGCCAUGGAGGACCUCGCCAAGGUUCCCUUCCUUGUCCUCGGAAACAAGAUCGAUCACCCCGAUGCUGUGAGCGAGGAUGAGCUGCGCCACCAGCUUGGUCUGUACCAGACCACCGGCAAGGGCAAGGUUCCUCUCGAGGGCAUCCGGCCCAUUGAGCUGUUCAUGUGCAGUGUUGUCAUGAGACAGGGUUACGGCGAGGGUAUCCGCUGGCUGUCCCAGUACGUUUAAAGCGCUCCACUUUAAACAUAUCCUCAAAUCCUCCCCCACUCAU